Messenger RNA from Scedosporium apiospermum, 1851 nucleotides. Its product is annotated as Malate dehydrogenase (oxaloacetate-decarboxylating) (NADP(+)). Gene Ontology annotation, biological process: pyruvate metabolic process; malate metabolic process. The record is from RefSeq and is a predicted model, not a curated record. The coding region runs from base 1 to 1851 and encodes 616 amino acids. Gene Ontology annotation, molecular function: NAD binding; malate dehydrogenase (decarboxylating) (NAD+) activity. The transcript has 3 exons. Gene Ontology annotation, cellular component: mitochondrion. Lineage: Eukaryota; Fungi; Ascomycota; Sordariomycetes; Microascales; Microascaceae.
AUGACCGACUUCAAUCCCAUGGCCUCGGUCGACCUCGCCAUGAUCGAGGAGAGAAUGCGGGCCACCUCUCUCGACCAGUUGCGAGGCUAUGCCCAGCACAAUUACGGUGAGGUCAAGCAGUACAGGACUGUCGAGUACAUUCCGGAAUCACAGGCUCUUGCAUAUCAGGUCCUGCGGGAACCUAUUUGGAACAGAGGGCUGUCCUUCACGCCCGAGGAGCGUGUCUCCAAGAACCUCACCGGCUUAAUACCCCACGUCAUGGAGAGCCUUCAGACGCAGUGCGAGAGGGCCAUGAGGAUGAUCGCCACCCGCCAGACGAAUGUCGACAAAUACCUUUACCUAUCCAGCCUCAAAGACCAGAACAUCGACCUUUUCUUCCGCCUCCUGAUUGACAAUGUCAAGGACCUCAUGCCUCUUGUCUACACCCCUACCAUUGGCGAUGUCUGCCUUCAAUACUCUACCCUCUACACCCGCCCGGAGGCCCUCUACAUCUCCAUCAAGCAAAGACGGUCAAUCCGUACCAUGCUCCGGAAUUGGCCGUAUCCCAAUCCCGAGAUUUGUGUCGUGACGGACGGAUCGCGUAUUCUCGGACUCGGAGACCUUGGCAUCAACGGUGUCGGCAUUUCCAUCGGAAAGCUCUCCCUCUACACAGCCGCAGCUGGUAUCCACCCCUCCAAGACUCUUCCCAUCGUCUUGGACUCCGGUACCAACAACGAGAACAACCUCAAGGAUCCGUUCUACCUUGGACUUCGCCAGAAGAGGGCCCCGAUGACCGUGCAACAGGAGUUUAUGGAUGAGUUUAUGGAAGCCUGCGCCGAUGUUUUCCCCGAUAUGGUUGUGCAGUUCGAGGAUUUCGAGAGCGAGAAGGCCUUCAAUUAUCUCGCCAGGUAUCGGGACAAAUACAGGUGCUUUAAUGAUGACAUUCAGGGCACCGGUGCCGUCGUUCUGGGCGGCUACAUUGGCGCCGUGAACCUCUCCGGUGUCCCCAUUGAGGAGCAGCGCCUCGUCUUCAUGGGUGCCGGUUCUGCGGGUGUCGGAGUCGCCAAGCAGCUCGUCGAGUACUACACGCGCCGCGGCCUCAGCGAGAAGGCGGCGCGCGAGAAGUUCUGGCUUGUUGACACCAAGGGUCUUGUGACCAAGGACCGCGGCGAUAAGCUCGCCGAGCAUAAGAAGUACUUCGCCCGCGAUGACAAUAACGGCCACCAGUUCCGCACCCUGGAGGAGGUCAUUGAGUACGUCAAGCCCAGCGCCCUCGUGGGUCUCACGGCCACGUUUGGCGUCUUCACCGAGUCCGUCGUCCGCGCCCUCAAGGCCUCGGUCGAGUCCGGCGGUCUUGGCCGUCGCCCCAUCCUCUUCCCCCUCAGCAACCCCCUUACCAAGGCCGAGUGCACGUUCGAGCAGGCCGUACAAUGGACUGAUGGCACCGUCAUCUUCGCCUCGGGAUCGCCCUUCUCGGCGUUCAAGGCCAAGUUCGGUGACAACGUCGUGACCUACAACCCUAACCAGGGUAACAACGUCUAUGUCUUCCCCGGCCUUGGUCUCGGUGCUAUUCUCGCCAAGGCGACCAAGAUCACCGAUGACAUGGUGUACACGUCGGCCGAGUCUCUCGCCGGCUGUCUCAACGCUGAGGAGGUCCACAAGGGUCUCAUCUACCCCAAGAUCGAGCGCGUCCGUGACGCCUCCCUCGUUGUUGCUCGCGAAGUCAUGAAGGCCGCACGCCGUGACGGUGUUUCUGGUCUUCCCGAGUCUCAGUGGGUUGAGUGGGAGGAGUGGGGCGACGUCGCCCUCACGCAGUACAUCAAGGAGCGGAUUUACGAUCCCGUCAGCUUUGGUGGAAAGGGCCGUCUCUAG